AUGGUGGCCUCUGAAUUCCCUAGAAGAAUUUACACCAAAGGGUUUGAGCCAGCCCCGGAUAAAAGCAUCGGCUAUUAUGCUGAUGAUUAUAGGUUGGUCCCUGCACUAAAGUCAGCUCUACAAGAGGAUGAAUGGGAAGAGAUUUACGAGUCACCGUUGGGUGUCUUUUUAAAGUUCCACGACUUGGAUUUUGGUUGGGCUUCUAGGCUGGUGCACCCCAUGCUGACCUUUCAGAUAGUUUGCAAGCAGAGGUACAAGAUAUGGAGCCUGAUUGGUACCACUCCAGUUCGGUUUUCAUUGCAUGAGUUUGAGGAGAUCACCGGACUCAACUGCGGGUACGUGGAUGACUUGGCUUUAACUGAUCUUGCGCUUGUCGAUGACAUGCGUGCAUUUUGGGAGCUAAUGGGGGUCGAUGCCGAGUCGGGCCCAAGCACUACCGAAAUUAUCGAAGCCUGUUCCAACUGCUCAUCAUGGUCUCGGGAUGAUAGGCUGCGGUUGGGUUAUCUUGGGAUCUAUGCUGGUUUCAUAGUGGCAACGAGACCUGGCUCAUCCACAAAUGUCAACCAUGCCAGACUAGUGAUGGAUCUCGAAAGUUUUAAGGAGUUUCCAUGGGGAAGAAUUGCUUUUCAGCAUUUGAUCAAGUCUGUUAAGGAGAAAGAUCUCAGCAAAAACAUUCAUAUAGAAGGAUUUGUGCAAGCUCUUCAAGUGUGGGUGUACUAUGCUCUACCGGAUUUUGCUGCUGAAUUUGGCGAACCAUUGCCAAAUGUUACUGAAGAACCUCUUUUGCUGGCUUACAAAGGAUCAAGAGGACGAAAGAACGUCAAAACCAACAUGCUAAAACAGGCUCGCAUACAGUCCUGCGUGGCUAAGGACUUGGCGGAUAUGUUUCCCAUGUGGGAUGAUGACGAACAGGAUCCAGAUAUUGUCAAGAUUGUCAAUGCACUCCAUGACCCCAAUUUCAAAUUCUCAAAAAACCAUUGGCCUUUGGAAGGUGUUUUGGGUGCACACACCGGAAAGAGGAGCCUUCCCUCAGAUGAAUCAAGUCGCAAGAGACCCUGCACAGCCUUUGCCUCUGCCGCAUCAUUCGUUGGUGAUGAAGGGGUCGGAGUUGUCGCUACUAUGAAAGCGCACUUCGACCAAUGCUUCCAAAGCUUUUCAACCAAGAUGCUGAAUGGUCUUGGUAGCUGUGAAAAGCAGAUCAAACGUCUCACCGAGAAGGUUGAAUCUGUAGAGCGUGCGGUAGAAGAGUUGACUACAGGGUCUACGACUGAAAUCUUUGACUGA
Molecule: messenger RNA, 1284 nt
Organism: Eutrema salsugineum
Lineage: Eukaryota; Viridiplantae; Streptophyta; Magnoliopsida; Brassicales; Brassicaceae
Exons: 2
Coding region: 1-1284 (427 amino acids)
Source: RefSeq, a predicted model, not a curated record